Messenger RNA from Guyanagaster necrorhizus, 1520 nucleotides. RefSeq lists its product as uncharacterized. The record is from RefSeq and is a predicted model, not a curated record. NCBI's taxonomy places the organism in Eukaryota, Fungi, Basidiomycota, Agaricomycetes, Agaricales, Physalacriaceae. Bases 23 to 1414 code for a protein of 463 amino acids. The transcript has a single exon.
CACAUCCUCCGGACCCAACGACAUGCCAAUUCUACCCGACGGCAGGGUUCUUCGACUGCCACAACGACCUGUUGAGACGCCCCGCACCUACUCGAAUUCCUAUAGCCUCUGGAUGCCACCUAAUGCCACGACGACUAUCACCAUUAUUGAACACGGUUCGACGGAUGAGGAGGACUUUCCACCUUCACGUUUACUCUCUGUGUCGUCCAUCCCCGAACAUGAAGUGCCACCAUCGCCGGAACGUGUCUUUACCUCCGCGGAUGCGCAUGAGUCUGUGACGAGCAUCAACUGCCACUUGCAAACACGAUCGUUCUACCCCAUCGACCCGGCACACAAGAGGGCGACUCUUCUGAACCUAGUAGAAGCCACCAUACGCCCCUUAACGCCCGUCCCCGCCGAAGACGACUCUGACCAUGAAGACGUUUCGUACUUGCUAUCUCUGGUGCCGCCUAGUCCUACCAACACCACCACUGGUACUUUCGACGAUGAUGAGUCUGAUGAUGAGUACUUGGAUGAUUCCGCCGGUCUUGGACCUCCUUCUAUGGCCGCUCCAUUCUUCACGUAUCCGGUAUGCAACAACGGCGAUAGCUCAGGUGAAGAAGGCUGGGACGUUGAUGAUGAAGACGAACAAGGUUUAGCAAGAGGGCGCGCCCUUUUUGUUGGUCGAGUCCUGAAUUUCGAGGAUACUCGCCCUGGAACCCCUCUGAGGUCAUUUUUGGAUAUGUCGACUGAGGAUUCGGACGAGGAUGAUUCGGACGAAUAUCCUUGUAAUGCUCUCAUAUUCGAUGAUGAGUUUACGGUGGAUCAAAUCUAUCGGGAUCGACGGACUCCAGAUCUCAGGGAGUCAGUGCUCGACAGGACUGACAGGGCAUCUCAAUCCCAAGUCGAAUCUCUGAGCCGGCGGUCAUCGGAAUCCGGCUCGCGCACAGGACGCGAUAGCCAAGUUCUGCUUGAUGACGUCUUCAAUCCUGACGUUACAAUGGAUCUUUUCUCUCACCCCGAACCGGAAGAGCACCCGUACGCCCUCAUGGUCUCGUCCACGCAGCGGUUCUACGAGUGUGAUAAUCCGAAUCACAUCCCCCACCUUCGGUACGAGCAUUGCUGCACGAAUUCUGUCCACCCGUACCAACACCCCUCGUUCGCGCCGUUUUUGCCGUUUCUAUCGAUAAGCCGACCUCGGUCGUCCGCUUCCUCGCUGCUUCCGAAGAGGAGCACGCGCAGCGCUGCGGGUAAGAUUGUUCAUGGUCUCACGAAGAGCCUGCGCGGCGCUUUCGCGAAGGUUCCCAGCAACGCCGGAAGCAGGGACGCGAAGGGGAAGAAGAGAAUGAGGACGCCUGAUUUUGAAGUUCCGAACGGCUCCUCGUCGACCUCUCUUCUCUCGCCUUUCCGUCUUAAGAGAGCAAAGAAGUUCUAAAAAUGCUGCAAUGUUCUUCUAUGCUUUAUAUAUGCGGUAUGUAGAUAAGUCUGGUACCUAACUUUCUUAGUUUCCGAGCCAUUUCUCUAUUGUAUGAUUAACGUCC